AUAUAUAUAUGGAGCAGCUGUGUUAAUAACUCCACGUCCUGACCUGGCUUCCACUGCUGACAACAAAUUUACCAGUAAAACAUAUACAAUUAUGAAGGUAGUACUUGCAUUUGGAUUUUUUUUGGGAACAGCAUUUUGCUGUUCUGAUGAUCAGUAUACGUGCUUGGACGGACAAUGCAUCUCUUCAGAUUAUCAGUGUGAUUCCUGGGUUGAUUGCAGUAGUGGAGAAGACGAUAUGGGAUGUUCUCCUUGCGAAAGUGAUCAAUUUCUUUGUGCUACUGAUUCCUGUAUAAAAUGGUAUUGGGUAUGCGAUGGUAUGGAUGACUGUGGUGAUGGCUCUGACGAACGGGGAUGCUCCAACCUUUGUUGGAAUACAUAUAACCCACUUGCAAGACGGAGUAUAGCAAAAGUGAGUGCCAAAAAAGCUGUAUCCAGGGGUCUCAACAAAGGAGGUAAAAAUGAAGCUGCUGGUUCGAAUCUCUACAAAAAGAAAAACGAAGUUGAAGCAGAGAAAAUUGUUAAUAAACUCGAAAGGCUCAGGCUACUCAGAAGAGGAAAAAAUGGAAAAUAGAACUGAAUAUGAACUGAAGAAAAAUGCACGCAAAUAAUUGGAAUCGUCCAUGGACUAUGAUAUAAUGAAAUAUUUAUGAACAUUCAUAAGCAGUAGUGUGUAGUGUUAUAUUAUCAUUUAUGUAUAUUUUGUAAAAACGAAAUGUAACAUUAAUGUAAUUUAAAGUUUUAAUUGAUUUAAUAUCUUUAAAAAAUUUAAACAAUAAUCAAUGAUAAUUGGUCAAUACCUAUAUUCGUAUUUUACACUUUCAUUAUUCAUUCUAUCAAUAAAAUACUUCUUGUAAUUGA
Molecule: messenger RNA, 858 nt
Organism: Mytilus trossulus (common blue mussel)
Lineage: Eukaryota; Metazoa; Mollusca; Bivalvia; Mytilida; Mytilidae
Product: low-density lipoprotein receptor-related protein 8-like
Exons: 5
Coding region: 92-571 (159 amino acids)
Cellular component (GO): plasma membrane
Molecular function (GO): protein binding
Source: RefSeq, a predicted model, not a curated record